Messenger RNA from Myripristis murdjan (pinecone soldierfish), 3318 nucleotides. Its product is annotated as NACHT, LRR and PYD domains-containing protein 12-like. The record is from RefSeq and is a predicted model, not a curated record. Lineage: Eukaryota; Metazoa; Chordata; Actinopteri; Holocentriformes; Holocentridae. The transcript has 11 exons. Gene Ontology annotation, molecular function: protein binding. The coding region runs from base 4 to 3126 and encodes 1040 amino acids.
GCCAUGACGCAGCGGAGCUCGAGGCAGAGGGCGGAGCCUCCCUCCUCCAGCGGGCUGUCCGUGCAGAGUGACUGCUCCAAAGACAAACCCCCAGAGUUUGGUUGUGAACCUGGACCUACUGUCACACCAGGUCAGCAGCACAGGCAGAGAGCAGAGCCUCCAGCCUCCAGCUGUCCGUCUAUGAGGAGUGACCGGUCUAAAGACAAACCUCCAGAGUUCAGUCCUGAUCCUGGACCUUCACACACAAAGAGCAGUGAGGCUGUGGAGGAGCAGCUGUCCUGCUGUGCUUUGUGUCAGGAGGUCCUGAGGGAUCCAGUCUCCACCAGCUACUCUGCCUGUCCCCAGUGUGGAGAAAGAUCCAGAACAAGACCUGGACUGCAGACACCCAGUCAAACCAGCCCAGUGGACGGUGGUCUGCAGGAGGUUUUAGACGAGCAUAAGAUCAGUCUGAGGAGGAGAUGUGAAUUUGUGACAGAAGGAACUGCUGCAGCAGGAAGUGGAACCCCCCUCAACAGGAUCUACACUGAGCUCUACAUCACACAGGGACGGAGGGAAGGUGUUAAUACCCAACAUGAGGUGUGGCAGCUGGAGACAACAUCUAAGAGGGCGACCCUCCAUGACACUCCAAUCAGGUGCCAGGACAUCUUUAAACCCUUACCUGGCCAAGACACACACAUCAGAGUAGUUGUGACGCAGGGCGUUGCUGGGAUUGGAAAAACCUUCUCAGUGCAGAAGUUCACUCUGGACUGGGCAGAGGGCUUGGAAAACCAACAUGUCAGUCUUGUGGCUCUGCUUUCGUUCCGGGAGCUGAACUUGAUCAAAGAUGAGCGCUACAGUCUUCUCCAGCUGCUCCGUGUUUUCCAUCCAACAUUACAGACGGUCACAGCAGAGAAGCUCGCCGUCUGUGAAGUCGUGUUCAUCUUUGACGGCCUGGAUGAAAGCAGGUUUUUAUUGGAUUUCCAGAACAAUGAGGUCGUGUCUGAUGUCACACAGACGUCAUCAGUAGACGUGCUGUUGACAAACCUCAUCAAGGGGAACCUGCUUCCCUCGGCUCUCCUCUGGAUAACUUCCAGACCUGCGGCGGCCAAUCAGAUCCCUCCUACAUGUGUGGACAGGGUAACAGAAGUCCGAGGGUUCACUGACCUCCAGAAGGAGGAGUACUUCAGGAGGAGAUCCAGUGAUGAGGAGCUGUGCAGCAGAAUCAUCUCACACAUCAAGGCGUCCAGGAGCCUCCACAUCAUGUGCCACAUCCCAGUCUUCUGCUGGAUCACUGCUACAGUUCUGGAGCACAUGUUGACUACAGACCAGAGAGGAGAGCUGCCCAAGAGCCUGACUGACAUGUACUCACACUUCCUGCUGGUUCAGACACAGAGGAAGAAGCACAAGUACGAUGAGAGACGUGACAGGAGUCAGCAGGAGCUGAUGGAGACUGACAGGGAAGUUCUUCUGAAGCUGGGCAGGCUGGCGUUUGAACAUCUGGAGAAAGGCAACCUGAUGUUCUACCAAGAAGACCUGGAGGAGUGUGGUCUUGAUGUCAGAGAGGCCUCGGUGUACUCAGGAGUGUGCACAGAGAUCUUCAAAACCGAGUGUGUGCUCUUCCAGAGAAAAGUCUACUGCUUUGUUCAUCUGAGCAUUCAGGAGUUUCUCGCUGCAGUCUACAUCUUCCACUGCUACACCAACCAGGACAUGAAGGUACUGAACACAUUCCUUGGAGGCAGCUCAGACUAUAAAGAUAGUGAAUCAUCCGUGGAUAUAUUCUUGGAGGAGGCCAUGUUUAAAGCCUUGUGUAGUGAAACUGGCCAGUUGGACCUUCUUGUCCGCUUCCUUCAUGGCCUCUCACUGGAGUCCAACCAGAGGCUCUUAGUAGGCCUGCUGGGUCAGACAGAGAGCAGACCAGAAGAGAUCCAGAGAGUCAUCAACAACCUGAAGGAGAUGAACACCUACAGUUCCUCUCCAGACAGAAGCAUCAACAUCUUCCACUGUUUGAUGGAGAUGAACGACCUCUCAGUACAUCAGGACAUCCAAGAGUUCCUGAAGUCAGAGAACAGAUCAGGGAAGGAACUCUCUGAGAUCCACUGCUCAGCUCUGGCCUACAUGCUGCAGAUGUCAGAGGAAGUUCUGGAUGUGUUGGACCUGAAGGCGUACAACACAUCAGUGGAGGGACGAUGGAGACUGAUCCCAGCUGUGAGAAACUGCAGGAAGGCUCGACUGAGUUACUGCACCUUGUCAGAGAGCAGCUGUGUUUCUCUGGCCUCGGCUCUGAAGUCCAGCCCCCAUCUGACAGAGCUGGACCUGAGCGACAACAAGCUGCAGGAUUCAGGAGUGAAGCUGCUGUCUGCUGGACUGGAGAGUCCAAACUGCAAACUGAAGACUCUGAGACUGAGUGACUGCUGGUUGUUGGAGAACGGCUGCUCUUCUCUGGCCUCGGCUCUGAAGUCCAACCCCUUCCACCUGAUGGAGCUGGACCUGAGUGAGAACCUUCUGCAGGAUUCAGGAGUGGAGCUGCUGUGCGACGGACUGGAGAGUCCACACUGCAGACUGGAGACUCUCAGACUGCGCUGGUGCAGCUUGACAGAGAGCAGCUGUGUUUCUCUGGCCUCGGCUCUGAAGUCCAACCCUUCCCAUCUGACAGAGCUGGACCUGAGCGACAACAAGCUGCAGGAUUCAGGAGUGGAGCUGCUGUCUGCUGGACUGCAGAGUCCAAAAUGUAGACUGGAGACUCUCAGACUGAGUGACUGCAGGUUGACCGAGAGCAGCUGUGCUUCUCUGGCUUCAGUUCUGAAGUCCAGCGCCCAUCUGACAGAGCUGGACCUGAGUGAGAACCAGCUGCAGGAUUCAGGAGUGAAGCUGCUGUCUGCUGGACUGGAGAGUCCAAACUGCAGACUGAAGACUCUGAGGUUGAAAAACUGUAACAUCACAGAUGAAGGCUGUGCUUCUCUGGCCUCGGCUCUGAAGUCCAACCCCCAUCUGACAGAGCUGGACCUGAGUGAGAACCAGCUGCAGGAUUCAGGAGUGAAGCUGCUGUCUGAUCUGGUGGAGAGUCCAAACUGCAGCCUGAAGACUCUGAGAUGCCCGUCAUCUCACACUGGAUCCAAACACAGCGAGCAGAAACCUCCGUCUGUCUGAGGACAACAGAGAUCGUCCAGGGAUUUGACCACCAUCGUCACGAUCAUCACCAGAUUUAUUGUGAACUGUCAUAAACUACCCAAUGUUUAAUUAAACAUUUCACAUUUGAAUUGUUAUGGUAAUCAUUUUUCCCCCAACGAGCGUAUAUUUUCCUCCAAAAUGAUGGCAUACAACAACGUCCAAAUAAGAAGU